This is a messenger RNA of Notothenia coriiceps (black rockcod), 622 nucleotides long. RefSeq names its product neurotrypsin-like. Lineage: Eukaryota; Metazoa; Chordata; Actinopteri; Perciformes; Nototheniidae. The record is from RefSeq and is a predicted model, not a curated record. Gene Ontology annotation, cellular component: membrane. The transcript is spliced from 3 exons. The annotation marks the transcript as partial.
UGCCUCUGUCCUGCUCUGAGGGAUUCACAGAGUUGGGAUACUACAACGGCACCGUGUCCCAGACGGACUCUGGCGCCCCCUGUCUGAAGUGGACCGAGUUUCCAGACUAUGUAAUGCAGUACCCGGGCCGGGGGCUGGGGGACCACAGCUACUGCAGGAACCCCGACCGAGAGUCCAACCCCUGGUGCUUCUUCAGACAAAACUCUGGAGCCAUCGGAUGGGCCUACUGUGACUGCCACCAGGGUGCGGCGCGUCUGGUUGGCAGCUCGGCCUCUGGGAGUGGCCGUGUGGAGGUGUACCUGAAUGGCCAGUGGGGGGCGGUGUGUGACUCCCACUGGACCGACAGAGACGCCAGUGUCAUCUGCAGGCAGCUGGGCCUCGGGGACAUUGGAUCAGCGGUGCAACGCUCUCAGUUCGGCUCGGGCUCCGGCCUCUUCCAUUACGAGCGUCUGGGUUGCCGCGGCGACGAGAACACUCUGAGUACGUGCCGGAGCCGGACAUUCGUCACCGGCGACUGUAGCCAUGGAAACGAGGCAGCAGUAGUGUGUGCACCACCGGAAGGUCAGUGUGACUUCCACAGUGUAAUGGCAACCAGACCUGAAUACCCCCCCACCACACACUG